AACAAGUGCAACCCGACAAAGCGGGGUAGUCUCCAGCCUUUGACCGACCUGGAAAGGGAGAGAGUUCCUCCGCCUAUUGACCAAAGACUUCAGUACGCUUAACUUAACUUUAAGGUUGACAACGGUCUAGGCAACCUUAAACACAACGGGGGGAUUUUGAUAAAGUUCUCGAACUGAGCAGUUCCAAAGGACACAGAAAGGCAUUUUUAUCGCAGACUCCUUCCCCGUAGAGCUGCCGCCAUGAGUCUGAGCGUGAACGAUUUGACGGAGCUAAUGGAGAUUUGGGAGGAGCUUAACUUCACGGCGGACCAGUACGGAGACAACCUAUCCACACACCACGUGGAGGCACUACUGUGCCCGCCCGCCUUCAGCCACGGGGCGGUGCUCUACACUCUCUCCGUCCUCUACAUUUUCAUCUUCCUGGUGGGGCUGGCCGCCAACUCCCUGGUGGUGUGGGUCAACCUCCGCUCUAAGGCGAAGCGCUACGAGACGCACCUGUACAUCCUCAACCUGGCCGUUGCCGACCUCUGUGUGGUGGCCACCCUCCCUGUCUGGGUCAGCUCGCUGCUCCAGCGCGGCCACUGGCCCUUCGGCGAGGCCGUCUGUAAGAUCACCCACCUGGUGUUCAGCGUGAACCUCUUCGGGAGCAUCUUCUUCCUCACCUGUAUGAGCGUGGACCGUUACUUGUCCGUGGCGCUGUUCCGGGAGGGAGGGAACGGCCGCAGGAAGAAGGUGGUGCGGAGGGUCAUCUGCAUCCUGAUCUGGCUGCUGUCAGUGGCCGCCUCCGUGCCGGACACGUACUUCCUCCAGGCCGUCAAGUCCACCCACUUGGACGCCACCCUGUGCAGGCCCGUCUACCCCGUCGACAACCCCCGCGAGUGGAUGGUGGGCAUCCAGCUCAGCUUCAUCGUCCUGGGCUUUGCCAUCCCGUUCCCCGUCAUCACCGGGUUUUAUCUCCUUCUGGCCCGAGCCAUCGCCAGCGCCGACCCGGCCGGCUCCGGCACCAACUCAAACCAGGAGCGGAGUACCAGCCGGACGAUCAUCCUGACCUACAUCGUGGUGUUUCUGGUGUGCUGGCUGCCAUACCACGGAGUCCUUCUGGUGGACACGCUGGCCCUCCUCAACCUCCUGCCCUUCAGCUGCAGGCUGGACAGCUUCCUGUUCGUGGCCCUCCAUCUUACCCAGUGCUUCAGCCUCCUACACUGCUGUGUCAACCCCAUCGUCUAUAACUUCAUCAACAGGAACUACCGCUACGACCUCAUGAAAGCCUUCAUCUUCAAGUACUCCACCAAGACGGGCCUGGCCAAGCUCAUCGAUGCGUCGCGCGUGUCCGAGACGGAGUACUUGGCGGGGUCCGCGGUGGACAAUAAUGUGUGACAGGGACGCUUUGAGAGGACAGGACCGGAUGGGUUUCACUUUAUUAUUCCAGAGCUGAAAAUGGCUUUGGACACACUCAAGACUCAGAUAACAAACCACAGAGAACUAACUGCCUACCAAAGCGAAGCCGGAAGGCUUGAACAGUAAUACUUUAUCAGAGCGGACAGCCACAACUUCGAACGGGAAGGAUGACUCAAGCACAUUAGGCGUACUGUAGAACACCUAGGCCAAAUACAAAUUUCUUUUUUUUUUUGGUUGAGAGUGCAGUUAUAUUUGGAGUUUUAGUAAAUGUUUGCAUGAUAUAGUAACAGGUGUGUGUGUGUGUGGGGGGGG
Molecule: messenger RNA, 1710 nt
Organism: Esox lucius (northern pike)
Lineage: Eukaryota; Metazoa; Chordata; Actinopteri; Esociformes; Esocidae
Gene: ackr3b
Product: atypical chemokine receptor 3b
Exons: 3
Coding region: 241-1377 (378 amino acids)
Biological process (GO): chemotaxis; vasculogenesis; angiogenesis
Cellular component (GO): membrane
Molecular function (GO): chemokine binding; coreceptor activity; G protein-coupled receptor activity
Source: RefSeq, a predicted model, not a curated record